UCUGAUGAUGGCCAUAGCUACAAGACUACUGACUGAGCAAUGUCUAAACCCUAGCUUGAUCCAGGCUCAUCUCUCUGUCUCUGACCGACACACAUGGAUUUGAGUCAAGAAACCAACAAGGACGAGGGCGCAAGGACGUCGUCCCCGAGCGGUGAGGCUGACGACGACAAGGAGGAGCUGAUGCAGAAGCAGCAGCGCGCCGGCAGCGGCGACGAGGACGACGAGGGAACAAGGCAGCCGUACAAGUGCACCUUCUGCAGGAGGGGGUUCCCGACGGCGCAGGCGCUCGGCGGCCACAUGAACGUCCACCGUAGGCACAGGGGGAGGCCAGCAGCGCCGGCGGCAGCAGCGCAAGGAAGCAGCAGCAGUUGCUACGAGCAGCAGCCGUACGUAUACUCCACGACGAGGACGAUGCCCGUGUUGGCGGCGUUCGGCCAAACGCAUCCGGCGGCGAGCGGGGCAUCCAUGGCGGCCGGCGGGGGCUUGUUGCACGCGGCGGAACUGCAGCGGCCGUACGAGCUGCGCCUGUUCGGCCGUGACUGCGCCGCCGGCGGUCGCGGCAAGGAAGGUGGCGCCGGAGACGUCCACCGAGAUCGCUGCUACGCGAGAGACGGGGACGGUGGCGAUCAUGGCGGAGGGGAGGAGCUGGACUUGGAGCUCAGGCUUGGCGGCGCAGCUGGAUCAUGAAGCUUCUUCGAUCAGCUCCGAUCCAUGCUUUUCAGAGUAUGUAUGUAUAUACGCGCAUGUGCCAUUUUUCUCUCGCUAACCAAAUCUAACUGUCUCCGCGAUUAGCUGAGUACUUCCUUCACAUCGUCACGUGAAUCAUCAUAUGUAGCAGCUACAUGCAGUGCUUUUAGAUCCA
Molecule: messenger RNA, 862 nt
Organism: Setaria italica (foxtail millet)
Lineage: Eukaryota; Viridiplantae; Streptophyta; Magnoliopsida; Poales; Poaceae
Product: zinc finger protein 7
Exons: 1
Coding region: 94-687 (197 amino acids)
Source: RefSeq, a predicted model, not a curated record